This is a messenger RNA of Suillus clintonianus, 437 nucleotides long. RefSeq lists its product as uncharacterized. The transcript is spliced from 3 exons. Bases 24 to 302 code for a protein of 92 amino acids. Lineage: Eukaryota; Fungi; Basidiomycota; Agaricomycetes; Boletales; Suillaceae. The record is from RefSeq and is a predicted model, not a curated record.
CAGCCCCAUCCUAUAGUGAAUCAAUGAAGUUCACCUCAUUCACGACUAUGAUUAUGUCUGCUGCAGUGCUGGCGGGCGCGGUCACGGCGUCGGACCCUAACGGCACGCCAUGCGCCCAGAAAGAGUCAUUUGGGUGCGAAGUAGUCGCAGGUUAUAACAAUGGCUGGGCGUUUUCGUUUUACUGUACGCCAGAAAGCACUAUUCUGGUCAUCGAGGAUUGCUCCUGCGCGACUUGCUGUGUAAUCCCUAAAGGCGCAACUAUAGACCUAGGCCCGGGUGGGUCCGACGUCUGCACAGCCUGACCUCAAUAAUUGAUGAUACUGGCACUGGGGGAAUUGCUUUGGCGCCUACCACUGCCCACCUGAAUCUCAGGCUGUAGUGUUGAAGCUCAACAGUAUCAAGUUAGAUACGUACCUUGAUGCGAAAAUGACUCUAAA